CUCCCUCCUUCCUUCUCUUCCUCCUCCCAAUUUUCCUAACAAAACUGAAUUAAUCGCCUAAAUCUCGUUUUUCUUCAUCGAACCCUAAGUUUUUUCUUCUUAUUUUUUUCCCCAAUUGCAUGAACCAAUCAAACACGCUUCCAAACAUUCCUGAUCUGGUUCAUGAAAAUUUCUUAAAUCGAACAAUAAGAAAAAACUCAGGGUGAGAUCAUUUUUUUUUUUUAUGUUCAUUCAAUUCCCGAUCUGUUUGUCACAGUGUGCCUACCUGCCAAUUGCCAUUGUGACAUUUCGCAUUCAGUGCAUUGAAGGACAUCUCAAAAUCUGCUCAGUUUUCGUUUCACCAAUACCGAGAUGAUAAAGCUCCCCUUGUCUCUAUUCGGAUUCAGAGCGUUGGCAUUACUUGCUUGGUGAUCCGUGGAAGUCCGUUGUUAUUUGGAACUUGGAUCGAAGUUGAGCUGUUGGGUAUCUGUGGGGUCUCCCCUCGCUUCUCCCUCUCUCCCAUUAAGGGGAGGAGCUUCAAUUUCACAUUGCAUUGUGUGGAAUGUGAAUACAUUGGAAACCCACCAUCAAUUUUGGGAUUAGAGGGAUUCUAGAUUCUGGGUUUUUGAUUAAGUAGUGGUGUUUGCCUGAAGCUGCAUUUGGGAGAUGGGAAUUUUGGUUUGAUUGACAGUAUUUGUUCAUGGUGGUUAGAAGUGGGGUGAAGUGUAUACAUAAUUCUCCAAUGACCCCAUUGGAGAAUUAUAUAUGACUUCUGGGCAGCCAUUGCUAUCCUUAUCUGAUUCUUCAUCAGCACCAGUGAUUCACUCCUCUUCUCUCACUAAGAACCUUGCCCGUCUCUGCUCCAAUGCUUCCUUUUCUUCUUCCAGUCUUGACAACAAUGACGAUGCUCAAAGUGAUCUAUUUGAAGUAAAGGACAACGCUGUCGUUUCUGGUUGCUCUGAGAAACCCUUUGAAAAUUUCAGUACUCCUGCAGCAGCAACGCAGUUUCAUCCAGCCGGGUCUCAGUUAUUUCCGCGGUUUCCGUUGGAAAACCCCACGCGGGAUAGAACACGCCUGGUGUCGUGGGGUGCCAUGGAACUGCAUAAUGCCAAUACAAAUUCAGGAACUCUUGAAAUCUCCCAGGCUCCAUCCAGGGUUCAGGAAAAGUUGUGUCAGAGGAUCCGCCACAAAAGUGUGCAGUUUGAUGAUAACCUGCUACAUGAUGACAAUCCAAGGUUAAUCUAUAUUAAUGAUCCGAAGAGGACAAAUGACAAAUAUGAGUUCACUGGGAACGAGAUUCGAACUAGCAAGUACACCAUCAUUACCUUCUUGCCCAAGAAUCUUUUCAUUCAGUUUCACCGGGUUGCGUAUUUGUAUUUUCUAGCUAUUGCUGCUCUGAACCAGCUUCCACCUCUAGCAGUCUUUGGAAGAACAGUGUCUCUUUUUCCCCUUCUGUUUGUGCUCUGUGUCACAGCUAUCAAAGAUGGCUAUGAAGAUUGGCGCAGGCAUAGAUCAGACAGGAAUGAGAAUAACCGGGAGGCUCUAGUGUUUCAAUCUGGCCAAUUUCAACCAAAGAAAUGGAAACAUAUUCAAGUGGGUGAGGUUCUGAAGAUUUGUGCUGAUGACACAAUUCCUUGUGACGUGGUCUUGUUAGGGACAAGUGACCCUAGUGGAAUUGCCUAUAUUCAAACAAUGAAUUUGGAUGGUGAGUCGAACUUGAAAACAAGGUAUGCUCGGCAGGAAACAACUUCAGCAGUAUCUGAAGGGUGUACAUUUUCGGGGCUCAUCAGAUGUGAACAACCGAAUCGGAAUAUCUAUGAGUUCACGGCCAAUAUGGAGUUUAAUGGGCAUAAAUUUCCGCUAAGCCAAUCGAACAUAGUUUUGCGUGGCUGCCAGUUGAAGAACACCGGCUGGAUAAUUGGUGUUGUGGUAUAUGCCGGACAGGAAACAAAGGCAAUGCUGAAUAGUGCAGCUUCUCCUUCCAAGAGAAGCAAACUGGAAAGCUACAUGAACAGGGAAACCUUUUGGCUGUCAAUUUUCCUAUUUAUUAUGUGUGCAGUUGUGGCCACUGGCAUGGGCCUGUGGCUCAUACACCAUAAACAUCAGAUUGAUACCUUGGCUUAUUACAGGAAAAGAUACUACUUAUCUGGGAGGGAUAAUGGAAAAACCUUUAGAUUCUAUGGAAUUCCUAUGGAGAUUUUUUUUUCCUUUUUGAGUUCUAUCAUAGUGUUUCAGAUAAUGAUACCAAUCUCUCUGUAUAUUACUAUGGAAUUGGUUCGUUUGGGCCAGUCAUAUUUCAUGAUUGAAGAUAGGCAUAUGUUUGACAGUAGCUCUGGCUCAAGGUUCCAGUGCAGGUCCUUGAAUAUAAAUGAGGAUUUGGGUCAAAUACGAUAUAUAUUUUCAGACAAAACAGGGACACUUACUGAAAACAAAAUGGAAUUCAGAAGAGCAAGCAUAUUUGGGAGGAAUUUUGGGACCACUUUGCAGGAAGAGAAUGAUGCAGGAGUAGGUUUAGGUAGAAAGAGAUGGAAGCUUAAAAGCGAAAUUGCUGUAGAUCAUGAGCUCAUGGAGUUUUUGCACAAAGACUUAAGUGGAGAUGACAGGAUUGCUGCACAUGAGUUUUUCCUUACAUUGGCUGCUUGUAAUACUGUGGUUCCGAUUGUCAGUAAUGGUACAUCUUCCAUUUCUGCAAAAAGUGAAUUAGAUGAUGUAGAAGCUAUUGACUAUCAGGGGGAAUCUCCAGAUGAGCAAGCACUAGUUUCUGCAGCCUCUGCUUAUGGAUAUACGCUUUUUGAGCGCACAUCUGGGCAUAUUGUUAUUGACGUCAAUGGUGAGAAACUAAGGUUGGAUGUAUUGGGUCUGCAUGAGUUUGAUAGCGUGCGGAAACGGAUGUCUGUUGUUAUCAGAUUUCCGAACAAUGCUGUAAAGGUGUUGGUGAAAGGUGCCGAUACUACUAUGUUCAGCACUUUAACAAAUGACUCUGAAAGGGAUGAUGAUGUGAAGCAUUCAACUCAGAGCCAUCUGAGUGAGUAUUCCUCACAAGGUUUACGUACUCUUGUAGUUGCUGCCAGGGAUCUUACAGAUGAAGAACUUCAGCAGUGGCAAUGCAUGUAUGAAGAUGCAAGUACCUCGUUGACUGAUCGAUCCUUGAAGUUACGUCAAACGGCAGCUACCAUAGAAUGCAACUUAAAGCUGCUGGGGGCGACUGCAAUUGAGGAUAAGCUACAAGAUGGUGUGCCAGAAGCUAUUGAGUCCCUCAGGCAAGCAGGAAUCAAGGUCUGGGUUCUGACUGGAGAUAAGCAAGAGACUGCCAUUUCGAUUGGUCUAUCAUGCAAACUCUUGACAGCAGAUAUGCAACAAAUUAUCAUAAAUGGAAAUUCUGAGGAUGAGUGCAGAAAUCUUUUGACUGAUUCUAUGCUAAAAUAUGGUGUGACAUCAUCCAAUACAAGAGAUCAGAGUUUCAAAUUGAAAAAGAAUGCUGAAAAUGGCUAUCUUGAGAUACCUGGGAAUGCAAAGACAUCCAGUGUGCCUCAAUGGAAUGCAGGGAAGGAAGAAGAAACGAUAAUUGCACCCUUAGCACUCAUAAUAGAUGGGAACAGUUUGGUGUACAUUUUGGAGAAGGAUUUGGAGUCAGAGCUUUUCGACCUUGCCACUUCCUGUAGUGUUGUGUUAUGCUGUCGUGUUGCACCUUUGCAGAAAGCUGGAAUUGUUGAUCUAAUUAAGACCCGUACUGAUGAUAUGACACUGGCUAUAGGUGAUGGGGCAAAUGAUGUUUCAAUGAUUCAAAUGGCGGAUGUUGGAGUUGGAAUUUGUGGUCAGGAGGGUCGUCAAGCUGUGAUGGCAUCAGACUUUGCUAUGGGACAGUUUCGGUUUUUGAAAAGAUUACUUCUGGUCCAUGGACACUGGAAUUAUCAGCGUGUUGGCUAUAUGGUUCUGUACAACUUCUACCGCAAUGCAGUUUUUGUAAUGAUGCUAUUUUGGUAUAUAUUAUCAACAGCUUUUUCAACAACUUCUGCGUUAACAGAUUGGAGUAGUGUUUUCUAUUCUGUAAUUUAUACUUCUCUACCUACCAUUGUGGUUGGUAUACUGGACAAAGAUCUGAGCCACAGGACACUGUUACAAUAUCCGAAACUCUAUGGUGCGGGCCAUAGACAUGAGGCAUACAAUUUACAUCUCUUCUGGAUCACAAUGCUUGACACGCUAUGGCAGAGUCUUGUUCUAUUCUAUGUACCCCUCUUCACCUAUAAGGAUAGCUCAAUCGAUAUAUGGAGCAUGGGCAGUUUGUGGACAAUAGCCGUUGUUGUCCUUGUGAAUGUACAUUUGGCUAUGGACAUUCAUCGUUGGGUAUUUAUCACUCAUAUUGCAGUAUGGGGAUCAAUAGUUAUCACAUAUGCCUGUAUGGUGGUAUUGGAUUCCAUACCUGUUUUUCCUAAUUACUGGACUAUAUACCAUAUGGCAAAGUCUCCCACAUAUUGGAUCGCCAUUUUGCUUAUAACAGUUGUAGCGUUGCUCCCUCGUUUUGUAUUGAAAGUUGUGCAUCAAAUUUUUUGGCCUUCAGAUAUCCAGAUAGCUAGAGAAGCGGAGAUAUUAAGUAGACAACAUAAACAUUUGAGCUCAAAGCAAGAUGAAGGUUCAAGUUGACAUGUAUAUUACCGGCUUUCAGAAAAAAUUUCAUUCUGAGAUGGGUUCCCUUUUGUUUGUCCAUUGUAUGGGUUUCCGGUGGAACACAGCUACAAAAUUUAAAAGAGGAGUUGCACUAGUCGACUACACAUGAAACAGAAUGUUGGUAUUUGACAACAAAGUGGAGUAGCCCGUUAAAGGAUAAGAAGAGGGGAAGGUCACUCGGUUACCAGAAACUCAUUUGAUAACUCUAGUCGGGAAGGAAAAUCAGGUGGAAGAAAAAGAAAGAAGAAAGCCCAGAGUUGAGGAAUCUCAAGCAGUUUGUUUGAGUCUUUUAGGUGCUGGGCAUCGACAAUAGCCAAAAUGAGAGGGUUAUGUUCAUAGCUUUGUCAUACGAUGUGGUAGUCCAUAGAGAGUGGAAGCAUAAAGGAGAGAGAUUGCGAGGGAGGAAAAAAAGAAGAAAAGGACAGAAACACCAGAGUAUAUAAUAGAUUUAUGUAGAGAGAUCAGGUCUGCAAGUUUUUUUUUAACAGCUUACAUAUAAAAUGAUAAAAGAAAAUUACAUGUUCUUCAUCUUUC
Molecule: messenger RNA, 5178 nt
Organism: Prunus mume (Japanese apricot)
Lineage: Eukaryota; Viridiplantae; Streptophyta; Magnoliopsida; Rosales; Rosaceae
Product: phospholipid-transporting ATPase 1-like
Biological process (GO): phospholipid translocation
Cellular component (GO): plasma membrane
Molecular function (GO): ATP hydrolysis activity; ATPase-coupled intramembrane lipid carrier activity; ATP binding
Source: RefSeq, a predicted model, not a curated record